Molecule: messenger RNA, 1071 nt
Organism: Scedosporium apiospermum
Lineage: Eukaryota; Fungi; Ascomycota; Sordariomycetes; Microascales; Microascaceae
Exons: 7
Coding region: 1-1071 (356 amino acids)
Source: RefSeq, a predicted model, not a curated record
AUGGCUCUGACGACCGUGACCAUCGCAGCUUCUAGGGACCUUCGGAACGUCGUCAAGACAGUGGUUAAUCUCCCUGACUGCUUAUUGCUCGAUCAGUCUUCGGAUGAAGACUCAGGUAUUGAGCGCGUCGCUGAGUCUCUCAUCCACCUGUGGUACUCAGCGUUUGUGCAGCCACAUACGAUUGACGGGAUCCGUGAUCGCGUGGGCCCAUUGAUCAGCGAGGAGGAAUGGCUCAAACUCGAGAAGAUUACUGCCGCGCCCAAAGGCCUCACCUACGAGGAAGCAUCACGAAUUCGGCAGAAAGUAACGCUGGCGCCAGAGAGGGCUGAUUACCGCGACCGGUGGUCUUUCAACGAGGCGACUCCGUCCGCACGCCUCGUAUCACAACGAUUCAGGGAGGAUGGGCUACUGCUACCGUUUGGGCAUUGCCGACUCGGGUUCACUGAGCCCAAUCCAUCGCGCUCCGUCACCUUCGAGAUGUAUUGCGUCAAUGCCACGGAGCUUCCCAAGUUCCUCGAAGCUGGAGGGUCCGCAAGAAUUGAGGUUUCGAACAUCGUCGACGGAGCAUAUCUAGGGAUCGAAAAGACAUUGUCUCACCUCUGUCCCUUGCUGCAGGCGCCCGGCAGCAACCCACAUGCCACGCUCAUCUGCGUCUUCCUGAAUGCCGUCAUGGAAGCUGCUAAGGGAACCGGGCAGGACGAUAUCGAGAACUUCGAACUCCUCUUCCAGUAUCUUCCCAUCACCGACCCUCUCUCGCUGGUGGCUCCCCAUAGUCCCGAUAUGCUACGCAUUUGUGACGCUCGUCCUCUUGUCCGCGAUGUGGAAAAGUACUUCCAAAUGUAUCGGUCCCGAGUAGGAUUCGAGAAAAUCAGCACCAAGCUCAAGGUCAAAGAGAAGAACCAAAACACGAUUUUCGAGCCUUGGCCAACUCAAUUGAAGAUUAAGCCAGGACAUGGUGGCGCCGAGGAGGAGUUCAGGAUCCUCCUCGGCUCACAUUUAUCCGGGAUGGAGCAGAAUGGAAGAGGAUUGAACCUCUGGGUCGAUCUCUCAGCAGAAGAGUCCGAAAGAUAA